Messenger RNA from Dicentrarchus labrax (European seabass), 4447 nucleotides. It is a transcript of the gene tlr7, whose product is annotated as toll-like receptor 7. The transcript has 2 exons. Gene Ontology annotation, cellular component: plasma membrane. The record is from RefSeq and is a predicted model, not a curated record. Bases 137 to 3298 code for a protein of 1053 amino acids. Gene Ontology annotation, biological process: positive regulation of interleukin-6 production; defense response to virus; toll-like receptor signaling pathway. Gene Ontology annotation, molecular function: protein binding; pattern recognition receptor activity. NCBI's taxonomy places the organism in Eukaryota, Metazoa, Chordata, Actinopteri, Moronidae.
AUUAUACACAUUAUGGGCUAACCCAGCCACCUGUUACUUUCAUCCCAUCACCUAACAUCAGUGUUACAGUGUUCUUUCAGUACACGAUCCAACUUGACAACAUUGCAGGACCUCUUUUCAAUCUCUCACGUGAACAAUGUUCUUCCACCUGAUGUGUGUGUCACUGCUGGGCCUGUGGUGUUGUCUCUCCAUAUCGACAGCGAGCAUUUCUUACCCAAAAACUCUGCCAUGCGAUGUUAGUAAGACCAGCAAUGGGAGUGUGGUGAAGGUGGACUGCACUGAGAGAAGUCUCAAAGAUGUCCCCUUUGGCAUCCCCAGAGACACCACCAACCUGACGCUCACCAUCAACCAUAUUCCUAAAUUAAACUCCUCCUCCUUCCAAGGUCUGGAAAACCUGACAGAGAUUGACAUGAGGUGCAACUGUGUGCCCAUCAAAAUCGGUCCCAAAGACCGCAUGUGCACUCAGAGUGUGACAAUAGAAGAAAAUACCUUCACCAGCCUGAGGAAUCUGCGAGCGUUAUAUUUAGAUGGCAAUCAGCUCUACAGUAUACCUAAAGGCCUUCCUUCAAAUCUGAUCCUGCUGAGUUUGGAAGUCAAUCAUAUUUAUAGUAUUUCUAAAGCAAACCUCUCUGAGAUCAGAAAUAUUGAGAUGCUUUACCUCAGUCAAAACUGCUAUUAUCGUAACCCAUGUAAUGUUUCCUAUGAGAUAGAGGAUGGUGCGUUUUUGCAGCUUAAGAAUUUAACAUUGUUAUGUCUCAAGUCAAAUAACUUAUCCUUUAUUCCGCAUCAACUACCCACAAGUCUGAAAGAGUUGUAUCUCUACAACAAUAACAUUCAAAAAGUCACUGAUGAGGAUUUCAAAAACCUAACAAACCUUGAGAUUCUGGAUAUUAGCGGAAACUGCCCUCGAUGUUACAACGCUCCUUUCCCAUGCAACCCAUGCCCGAAUAAUUCACCGCUUAGUAUCAGCCAUACGGCUUUUAAAAUGUUGACAAAGCUAAAGACGCUCCGCCUGCACAGUAACUCUCUGACACGUGUGCCAUCCGAGUGGUUCGCCAGCACGAAGGAGCUCAGGGUGCUUGAUCUCUCAUCAAACUUUUUAGCGGGAGAGAUAGGAGUGACUGGCUUCCCACAUUUCCUGGGCAAACUGGAAGAACUGGACCUUUCAUUUAACUAUGAGCUGCAGAGGUAUCCUCAAACACUGAGACUGAGCUGCAGUUUCUCUUCCCUCAAAUCCCUUAGAAUUCUCAGAAUCAAGGGCUUUGUGUUUCAGCAGCUAAAGCCAGAGAGCAUUGCUCCUUUAAAACCUCUAACAAAUUUGGAGGUUGUAGAUCUGGGUACAAACUUCAUUAAAAUGGCAAACCUUAGUAUUCUGAUGGAAUUAAAAAGCUUUAAAAUCAUCAGUCUGUCUGACAACAAAAUAUCCUCCCCCUCUGACGGCCAGGAAACUGUCGGUUUCUCUGAGGGAGAGCCCAUGCAAUGGUCUCCCAUGCUGGCUGCUGCUCAGUACCAAAAUAAGGAAGUGAGAGAGAUUCAUUACUUCAGAUAUGAUGAAUAUGCACGCAGCUGCAAAUACAAAGAUAAAGAACUUGGAGUUAUUACAUCAUUUGUCAACAGGGAAUGCAGUCAGUUUGGCAAAACCCUGGAUGUGAGCAGAAACAACAUAUUCUUCUUGCAUUCAAGAUUUUUAAAUCUUGGAGAGCUGAGAUGUCUCAAUCUGUCUGGAAAUGCAAUGAGCCAAAGUCUGAAUGGCUCUGAAUUCACCAAUCUGAAAAAUUUACAAUAUCUGGACUUCUCCUCAAAUCGCCUUGACCUGCUCUACUCUACUGCAUUUCAAGAGCUGACAAAUCUGGUCAUCUUGGAUAUAAGUAACAACAACCAUUAUUUUGAGUCUGAGGGCUUGACUCACAUGUUAAAUUUCACAAAAAAUUUGAAAAAUCUCAAGGUCUUGAUGAUGAACCACAACAAGAUCUCUACUACCACCAACACUGAGCUGGAGAGUCAGUCUCUAGAGAGGUUAGAGUUCAGGGAUAACCGGUUAGAUAUGUUGUGGAGAGACGGGGACACCAGAUAUGUCAAUUAUUUCAAGAAAUUACUUAAUCUGACAGUCCUCGACAUCUCUCACAACAACCUCAAUUUCCUUCCACGGGAAGUGUUUAGGGGUCUGCCAGACAAACUGUCUGAGCUAUACAUGAAAAACAACAGACUAAAUUCAUUUGAGUGGGAGAAUUUACAAUUUCUGAAUUCUUUGCAAGUCUUAGAUCUCAGUGGAAACAGCUUAACUACUGUUCCAGACCUGCUGUCAAACUGUACCAGAUCUCUCAAAAAGCUAAUUUUACAUAAAAACCAAAUCCUAAAACUCACACCAGAUUUCCUCAAGGAUGCCUACGGCUUAAAAUAUCUGGAUCUUAGUUCUAAUCACAUACAGCACAUUGACAAAUCUAGCUUUCCAGAUAAUGUUGUUAAUCAGAUGGAAAAACUGCUUCUGCACAACAACAGAUUCCUGUGCAGUUGCAGUGCCACUUGGUUCAUCACGUGGCUCAACAAGACCACAGUAACCAUCCCCAAACUGGCCACAGAUGUCUUGUGUGCCUCUCCCGGGGCACAAAGAGGUCAUCCCGUGAUCUCAGUUGACCUGCUCGCCUGCCAGCACAGCUACCUGUCAAUCAUCCUCUACACCCUCAUGACUUCCCUCAUCCUCAGCUUCCUCACCCUGUCCAUCUCCAGCCACCUCUUCCUGUGGGACGUCUGGUACAUCUACCACUUCUGCAGGGCCAAGAUCAAAGGUUAUAACCGCCUGUACUCCCAAAGCUCCGUCUAUGAUGCCUUUGUGAUCUAUGACAAGGACGACCCUGCAGUGACGGAGUGGGUGAUGAAGGAAAUGUGUGUCCAUCUGGAGGACCGCGGAGACCGUCACCUGACGCUGUGUCUGGAGGAACGGGACUGGAUCCCCGGAUGCCCCCUGAUCGACAACCUCUCCCAGAGCAUCCACAAGAGCAAGAGGACCGUUUUCAUUCUCACCAACAGAUAUAUUAAGAGUGGCAACUUCAAGACAGCUUUCUACAUGGCCCACCAAAGGCUAAUGGAUGAAAAAAAUGAUGUCAUCGUCCUAAUCUGCCUGGAGAAGGUACCUUGUGAUUCAAAGUACCUGAAAUUAAGGAAGAGACUGUAUAAAAGGUCUGUGCUUGAGUGGCCAACAAACCCUCAAGCCCAGCCAUACUUCUGGUUCAGCCUGAGAAGUGUAUUAGCAACGGAAAGCCACAAACAAUACAACAAUCUCUUCAAAGAGACACUGUAAAUAGAACAAUAUAAUGUAAUGCAUAGUUCCUUCUUUAUUUUAAAUGUUCUUAAUGUACCUCUGUGUAUAAAUUACACUGUGAACUUUUUAAUCUAAGAACAACAAUAUUCUUGGCGCUCUUUGCCAUCUCCACAGAGGGUUAUAACUUUCAUUUGUGCAUGAGAUGACCAUAAAACUGGCAACAUGUCAUGAAAUGGGGAAGUGAAACAGAUGUACUUCUUCAAUUUGCAUGCUUCUUUGUGUCAGUGCCUAUCUUGUUGAGGGAACUAUUCAUUUCAUUGCUGUUAUAAGCAACUUCAGCAGCUGGGAAUUUUUUUUUUAAUGUGUCUUGUAUAUUUAAGAGGAAGAACACAGACAUUAAGCGGUAUUCUGACUUGUGUUGACUUGAUAACACACUAGACAGGCAUUGUUUUUACAAAUAAUAAUUAAUUCAAGGAUCACAAGGAAUCAAUACAGUACAUGCACAAUGGUGAGUUUUGUUAAAAGAGGUUUCUUUGUACUUUUCAAAGCUAUAGAAUAUAUAUAUAUAAUGUAUAUAUAGUAUAAUAUAUAUGCUACAUAUUGUAUGUAUAGCAGAGAAUACAUUUAUUGUUUACUCAUCAGAGAUCUUCAUCUGCAUGUAUUAUGGAUUUACUGGUUACCUGCAUGUGUUUUUAAUUGGAUGUUUCUGUAAUAUAAUCGUGUUUGUAAUUGUAUAAUGAUUUUGUGCUUCUAAGAUUUUGAUCAACUUAGAACUGCACAAGAAAAAUACCUGGACUAGCUGUGUAUGCAUUUAUUUAAUACCAAAUACACUGAAACUUUAUUUUAUAAUGGAGUGUUCUACAUUAAAUACAGUACAUUAAAGUUUACUCACAACUGUGUGGAAAAUAAAUAUAUAUAUCAUAUCAUUUAUUUAUUCUGUCAGUAUCACCUUCCAUUUUUAAAGAGUAACAUGCAGCGGUCUGCUAGUGGAUUAUUGUAUACAAAGUCAUGCUGUGCAGCCAAACAUUGUUCAAAGCCAAAGAAUUCUAGUUUCUAAAUGUGUUAGGCUGACAUUUUGGGAUGUGACCAUUGACAGUAUAUAUUAGGAUGUAACGCAAUUCAGUGCAAUGUAGAGCUGGAACAAGUUGAUAUAGAAUAUAUCAGUCUGGAAUAAAACACUUUAAACCA